Messenger RNA from Oryzias latipes (Japanese medaka), 8335 nucleotides. NCBI's taxonomy places the organism in Eukaryota, Metazoa, Chordata, Actinopteri, Beloniformes, Adrianichthyidae. The record is from RefSeq and is a predicted model, not a curated record.
CUCCUGGCAGCUGAGGGGGUGCGGAUGAGGAGAGCGGAUGGAUCGGAGGAGGACCACAGCUUACUGUUGCAGCGGCUGAGGGGGACGGACGCAGCAGCCGGGCACGGUCCUUCCAGCUCUCACACCCCAUCACCUCCAGCAGCGUCUUGGAGGAAACCGACGCUUUUUUGCGGGGGGGGGAUAAGGUUGCCCAACCCUCUGGAGGCGGACAUCUAUAGCCUUUACAGGCUGUAAACUUUGACCUGAAGGACGGAUAUUUAUCACCAACUGAAAAUGGACUACAGAGUGGUGCUGCUGAUUCUGCUGAGUCAUGUAACGUCAGCGUUUGAAGUGCCUCUUGAUCCUAAAGUGCUGGAAGGAUUGCCUCAACCUCCGACCAUAACACUGCAAUCCCCCAAGGAUUACAUCUUUGACCCGCGAGAACACAUCAUCAUCCACUGCGAAGCCAAAGGGAACCCUCAGCCCAGCUUUAGGUGGGCCAGAAACGGAACCGACUUCGAUGUGAAGAGUGACUCCAAAAUCGUGAUGAAUCCCGGUUCUGGAACGCUGGACAUCGACAUCAUUGGCGGGAAGGCCGAGGCCUACGAGGGGACCUACCAGUGCACGGCUGAGAACGAGCACGGCAAAGCGUUGACCAACAAGAUCGUCAUCAGGCAGUCAAGGUCCCCCUUAUGGCCAAAGGAGAGAAAUGAAGCCAUGGUCAGGCAGAAGGGGGCCCCCCUGGUACUGAGGUGCCAGCCUCCUGCGGGGCUUCCGCCUCCUGUCAUCUUCUGGAUGGAUAACAACUUUCAGAGGCUGCAGCUGGAUGAACGAGUGUCCCAGGCUUUGAACGGAGACUUGUACUUUUCCAACGUUCUCCCAGAAGAUGCUCGGGAUGAUUACAUUUGCUACGCUCGUUUCCCCCACACACAGACCAUCCAGCAGAAACAGCCUAUUUCAGUAGUAGUACUAGACAACAAUCCUCAAGGAGAACGGCGGCCUCGUAUCCUUUUACCUUCAGAGCCCACCAGCACCAAGAUGGUUCUAAAGGGGGUACUUCUUCAAUUGGAGUGCAUCGCUGAGGGGUUGCCGACACCCGAUGUCUCCUGGCAGAAGGUGGGAGGAGAGCUUCCGAAUAACAGAAUGGCGCUCCACAAUUUUGGUAAAAUUCUGCAAAUUUCGGAUGUGAGUGAGUCGGAUGCAGGGGAUUACCGCUGCACAGCUAAGAACAAGCUGGGCUUAGUUCACCACGUCAUCAAAGUCGCUGUCAAAGCUGCUCCAUUCUGGAUCAGUGCCCCCAAGAACCUGAUCCUUGCUCCCAACGAGACCGGGAUUCUAACGUGUCGUGUUAACGGCAGCCCAAAACCAAAAAUCAGCUGGUUUGUCAAUGGGGUUCCCAUAGAAAAUGCCGCUGCGGACAGAAGUCGCAAAGUCGACGAGGACACUGUGAUCAUCAGCAACGUACAGAUCGGGUCCAGCGCCGUCUACCAAUGCAACGCUUCGAACGAGUUUGGCUAUGUCAUGGCUAACGCUUUCGUCAGCGUUCUUGCUGAGCCACCAAAGAUGCUCACUCCACCCAACCAAGUGUACCAAGUUAUCACUAACAGACCAGCUUUUCUCGACUGCUCUUCCUUCGGGUCACCAAUACCAACUAUUUCGUGGUUCAAGGAUGGCCGGAUCAGCAUUGAGAAUGGUGAUCAGUAUGUGAUCCAUGAGAAUGGUACUCUGGAAAUCAUGGUGGCGCAGGUCCUAAAUACUGGGAAGUACACCUGCGUUGCCACGAACAACCUGGGGAUGAGAGAGAACUCGGUCAACUUGGAAGUUAAAGAACCCACGCGCAUCCUGGAGCAACCGAAGUACAAGGUGGUGCAGAGAGGAAUGAGUGCUAGAUUUGAUUGUAAAGUCAAACAUGACAAAUCCCUCAUUCCCAUAAUGACGUGGCUGAAGGACAGAGGAGAGCUGCCGGACGAUGAGAGGUUUGAGGUGGACUCCGAUAGUCUUACCAUCAAAAACGUGGUUGAGGGAGAUGAAGGCACUUACACGUGCAUGAUGAAGACGAGCCUGGAUCAGGACUCAGCCAGCGCCGUGCUCACUGUCGUCGAGUCCACUCCGACACCUGGAAUUUUCUACGGAAAACCAGACCCGCCCACUGACCUAGAACUGACUGACCAGGCGGAAAGAAGCGUUCAGCUCACCUGGACCCCUGGAGAUGAGAACAACAGCCCCAUACUGAGCUUUCUGGUUCAGUAUGAAGAUUCGCUGCACCAUAAAGGACUGUGGGUAAACUUAACAGAAGUCGAUGGUUCCAAAACCACAACCCAGCUGGAGCUGUCUCCAUACGUUUACUACUCCUUCAGGGUGUUGGCUCGGAACAACGUCGGCUACAGCGAGCCCAGUAACCCAUCAAGCCAAUACAGAACCAACCCUGCUGCUCCUGAUGAAAAUCCAUCAAAUGUUCAAGGAGUUGGAACAAAGCCUGACAACAUGGUUAUUUCCUGGAUGCCACUGACAGGUUACCAGGCCAACGGACCAGGUCUGAAGUACAAAGUCCACUGGAAACGGAGGGAUAUGGACGAGAGCUGGUCUUCUCAGAACGUGGUUGAUAAGUCUCAACUGGUUGUUGAUGGAACUCCAACCUACGUUCCUUAUGAAAUCAAAGUUCAGGCUCUUAACGAUUACGGCAACGGCCCCGAUCCGGAAAUUGCAAUUGGAUACUCUGGGGAAGAUGUUCCUCUGUCCGCUCCUGAAAAAGUUCAGGUCAGGGUUCAGGAUGGCACCUUGGCAGAGGUUCACUGGAAGCCUGUGAACGCCUCCUCGGUUAGAGGGCAACUUCAAGGAUACAAGGUGACCUACCAAAAACUACGCGGUUUGCUUGGGGGAGAGGAAGAAGGACAGCAGCGGGAGAAAGUUAUUGUUUUCAGCGGAGACCAAAGUCAUGGACAGAUACCCGACCUUCAACCUUUCAGUAUCUACAGGCUCUCCAUCAAGGUUCUAAACAACAAAGGAGAAGGACCUUCCAGCUCCAACCAGACCUUUGAGACCCCUGAGGGAGUUCCAGGACCUCCUUCCUUCCUGAAUGUGAUCAGUCCUGGAUUGGACUCCCUCUCACUUGAAUGGGGCCCUCCAGUCAACAACAAUGGCCGCCUCACGGGAUAUACACUCAGAUACCAGCCAGUCAACCAGUCAGCUGAGCAAGGAUUCGUCCACGAAUUAAAUUUCUUUGCCAACGAAACGGCCACCACCCUGGACCACCUGAACACCAGUAUGCUCUACAAGUUUUACUUAAGCGCGAGGACGAUUAAAGGUUCUGGUCCCACCAUCACAGAAGAGGCAUUCACAGCCAUGGAUACAGCUCGUAUUCAGCCCAAUAUAGAGACGGGCAAAGGCCCCACAGAGUCCCCUCACCCAACCCUCCCCAUCACUCAGUCUCUGCAACCCCCAAUUCACAAGGGCACUGGCGCUCCCCCGCCUACCGUUGGCCCUGCGUUUGGCGCAGUUAAUGCAUCUCUAGCAGAGGAGGGUGUAAUGAUCAGUUGGGAAUACUUUGGACACCAUAAGAAUGUAGCUGUGCAGUACACGUUAGAGAACAGUAAAGAGGACUGGACAAAGGAGUGGGUUAAUGGUACGCACUCACAUAUGAUUAAGGGUUUAAAGCCGGGGAUGUCCUAUAAAGUGCGUGUGGUAGCUACAGAUGAGGCUGAACGGAUGCACAGCUCAAAGGAAGUGCCGGUUACAGUGCCAGCUGUGCCAAACCGCCAGGUGGACAUCGCCACCCAGGGCUGGUUUAUAGGACUGAUGUGUGCCAUCGCUCUCCUCAUUCUGGUGCUUCUCAUAGUGUGCUUCAUCAAGAGGAACAAAGGUGGAAAAUACCCAGUAAAAGAGAAAGAAGAUGCUCACCAAGACCCAGAGAUCCAGCCUAUGAAGGAGGAUGAUGGGACUUUUGGAGAGUACAGGUCAAUAGAGAGUGACAUGGAGGACCACAAGCCCUUAAAAGGCAGCCGGACACCGUCUAAUGGGACGGUGCGGCGCGAUGAAAGCGACGACAGUUUGGUGGACUACGGGGAGGGCGGGGACGGACAGUUCAACGAAGACGGCUCCUUCAUAGGCCAGUACAGUGGCAAGAAAGAAAAAGACACGCACGAAGGCAACGAGAGCUCGGAGGCACCGUCGCCCGUCAAUGCCAUGAACUCAUUUGUCUAACGAAAGGUCUGCCGCCUGGUCGCAGUAGUUGCCACGGUCACCCUGGCAAAUGGAACCCUUCUUGUGGUGGUAGUUGCUGUGGUAAGGGUUGCUCUGCACUUGCCCCAGCGGCGGUUGUCACUCCAGCAGCCAAGGCUACCUGUCACCGAGACUGCUGACACUUCAUUUUCCACAUCGUCAGCCCCCAGUCACACUGUGACUUUCCCAUGAACACAUAUUCCCCCAAACGAAUCAAAGAAGGUGUGAAAAGGAUGGAUAUUAUGCAAAGUGGAAAAGCAGACGGAAUGUACCACAAAAGAAGGAUGUGUUCAAGUUUGUGUGCUAUCUUCUUUGGUUUACGUUUGGCGAAAGCAUGGUAUACGACCCGCAGGCAGGCAAAUAUGCAUCAAGUCGCGUUCAUUAGCAUCUGCAUGGAGUAAGUCUAAAGAGUGUUUUACCAACCAUGUGUUGGUCGUUUCAGAGAUGUGCUGCGCUUCAAAACCGAUGUGCGCCUAAGGAGAUCUAGGUACGGUUUAUUGUCCUAUCUUCAGGGAGUGUUAGACGCUGAGUGAUAGCGAUAAAAAUGGCAGUAGUGUCUUUUGUGGAUGCAGCUGUGACAAGUGUGACUCAAAGUAGAAACUAGUGGGGGUUUUUUUAAAGACAGACUGUACAUAUAAUAUUAUAUGAAAAUACUCAAAUAAGGAGGUUUAUAUUUCCAGACCUGUUUGUAAAGUUGAGGAAGCCGACAGGAACCAGGGCUCAUCAUCUUAGCAGCCGGUCGGUGGAACUUGUAGCCUCUUAUGCGUGUAGCCUCUUAUGCGUGUCUUCUGCUUGUCACUUUUUUUUUGUUGCACCGUAUUGUCGUUACAGCACACAAACUAAAAAAUAAAGUGGAUAUAUCGUCAAUCUAACGUAAUGGUCAAGUACUCCAACUUGGCAGACCUGUUCAGACCAUCCCACCCCUUUACUAUUUCCACAAACAUAUGUACUUUCAGAAUCCUAUCAUUUCUGGAUUUGUUGAGAAUAAAGAAGCUCUCAGCCCAAUUUCUAGUGCCUUUGCAGAGAACAGUGACCUAUAUCUACAGGUGCAUCUGUCUUCAUACCCAAAACAAAGCAGAGCUUGUUUAUUUUCUCCAUUGCAUACAUACUAAUGUCUGACCCUGUUCUAAAGAUUUCUUUUGUGAAGCAACAUUUUCACCGUUCCAUUGACACGGACUUGACUUAACAUGCAAAUUCAUUCAUACAACAGAACCCACCAAACACCCAAAUCGGUACUUCUGUCAUACUGUUAUAGUCUUGGCACGAAGCGCUCAUUACUUCAAAAAAAGCUGUGGAGCACUAAAGCAAGUCAUAAAAAGUUAAAAUCAAAUUCGGUUUAGAUUAUUGCAAUUGGUGUUAUUCCUAAUAGUGACCAUGAAAUUGGAGAAGAAAACUCACAUUGAACUAGACUCAAGGCCGUGUCACACACACACACACACAAUAUGUAUAUUUUGAGCACAUUGAAUGGAUGAAAAUUGGUCAUACGUGAAAAAGUGAGAAUGUGAACUGUGAAGAACCAUCAAAAGUCGCAAACAGGGUAAACCGGGUAAGCUAAAGCAAACCCUUAGACACAAGUGAGUGAUCCCAUUUACCUUUUGAUGAAUCAAUUGUGACCCGAUUCACAAAACCUUUUCUUAGGUUUUAUCAUUAAAUGAUCUUUACAUUUUCUAAAUUCCAGCCAAUAAAACCGAAAGUUUCAGAGUUCCUCUGCACCAACAUCAAAACUUAAAAAUAACAAAAUGUCUGAAGUUGUUGGUAUCCAUUGGAAUGGCCCAUACAAAACCAAUGGAACCAUGUUUGUAUUAUAUGGUGCAGUUUGACUAACCAUUUACAGUUUUGGUGUUUCACUUUUUAAAUAAUCCAAAUCCUACCAAAGUAACCAGAUUGCACCAUCCUCUGUCAGGUUACGCAGACAAGUUGUCCAAUUGAUCUUAGCAUGUUGCAUCACGUUGAAAACUAGGUAGGAGUAUUCCUGUGGAACACAUGAGUUUUAAACAGAUGUAUUAUGGGCAUUUUUUUGCAGUACAAGCCGGUACAGUAAUAUUAAACCUAACUACUUACCCCUUUUUUUCCCCCACUGGCCAGUUUUGUGGGAAACAAUAUUUUUAUGUACCGGUCCAUGUAGGAUAAGUUUGGGGAAUAGACUUCAGAAGUUUGUUCUUUACGAACAACCUACUUUUCAGUUUUGUUUUGGUCCUACCACUGAAAUUUUUUUUUUAUUAAAAAACCUGUGACAACGCAGAACACAGUCGCGUUUUAUUACAUACAGAGGUAUGAUAGCAAUCCAAAGAAAAGUCAUAUGGUUUUGAGUGUUUGAUUUAAGAAAACCAAUGCAAAAAAAGAAGCUUAUAGGUGUAGUGAUGUGUGAAGGUACUGUAUCACAUGAACAAGAUAAGCAUAUUGACACAAAUCCAAAUGAUUAAAGUUUAGCAAAAUCUUUUCAAAACAAAACAUUCUUUGGAGGUUAAACAUGAAUACAAUACUUUGAUGUACUUUUUGUUUGUGGCCUGGUACCACGUGAUGAGACUAACUAAAGUCAAGCUGAAAUAGGAAACAUGGGCGGAUCGGAGUCUACUCUUUCAAACCAAACUUCCCCAUUUAUUGGAGGCAUGGCUAGUUUUAGCCCAAUUACGACUAGCAUCUUUGGAACUCUUCUUGGGCAGUAAGAAACCAGUUUAGCCACAGGUUGCUAUGCUUUUGACAAUGACAAUCCUGUCGCUCAGCUACCCCACUUUCAUAAUACCACUAAAUAAAAAAGGAUAGAUGGUGUCCUUACGUCUUCAUCUUCAGGAGGAAAGAAAACUACUGCCAAACUUCUUACCAGAUAACUGCCACCGGGAACCAGACUCCGCCCCUGGUGUUGCGCUACACGAAACCGUAGCGUUUGGAAAAGGGAACUGAGAGAUAAGGAUGGGUGUACAAGUGUAUCUGUCAAGGUGAACGGAAAUGCUUGUUUCGCCACGGUAAAUACCGCGGCCUGUGCAUUUUACCUUCGACAGUACGCGACGUCUAGUCGUGAGCGGAGCACUCGCUUGACUUUUCUAUUGCUGUAAUGGGAGUUGCUAAAGCUGGAAUGGUUGGCCGCAUGCGCGUGUGUGCAGCACAUGCAUGCCUAACGGUUAUUCACGCGGGUGACGUAUACGCAUCCUGUUUCCACCAACACUAUGGCUGUGUCCGAAUACCGUCAGUACUCCCUAACCCUCAAAAGCAUAUAUAGUGCAGGACUGUCCAUUGCCCUGGAUUUUAAUGCAAAUCGGACAAAUACUCACUACUUUACUUUACACUCACUAAUUUGGGAGUAGGUCGUGAAUUCGGACACAGCCUGGAACUCCAAUGUGUUUGUGUGCGCGUGUUUGUGUGUGUUUGCAAAGCAGCGCCCCUCCCCCACUCUAUGGGAUUAAACAUACAUGUACAUUUUUUUAUUUUAUUUUCGGAAAUACUUCAAUGUCUUAUCAUAACUUGCAUCAAGUUUUUAGGUUGCUACGUGUCUGCAUUCUAUGUGUAGAUAAAUAUAUAUAUAUAUAUUUUUUCUUUUUUAUUUAUUGUAAAUAUUAGAGUCCAGCUGUCUGGGGGGGGGGGGCAAAAUGGCAUCGGUUGAAGCUAAUUAUAGUUUUAGACAUUUCAGUUGGUGUGAAGGUUUCUUCUGAUUGUAUUUAGUAUGCUGAAUUUGCUUUGGUUUUAGCCUGUCAGGUAUUGAAGGAGAUUAUUUUAACUUGUUACUGAGCUCGUGUGACACCUGUAUUGUUUGAGUUUGACCGUUGAUGCACAUUUUCUGUAUUUUUUACAAAAGAAAAAACAGUUUGAGACAUUUGGAAAAACCCACAGGUCUCAUUUUAGAACAGCAGGAGAUGUUUCCACGCUGUUCUAAACUAAGAACCCUGGCGAGAGAUGUUCUAGUGGGACUGUGUGCUCAAAAAUACACAAUGAGAAAAAGGAAUUUGGAGCCUGCAUGGAGACAUAGUUACACAUUGGUAUGUAAUAAAUGGUGAACUUUCCAUGGGAUGUAUGACCCCCCCAAUAUGACAAAAGCAUGAAAGACUGUCCAAAUGGUUUACUAUACAAUAUACUAUUGCAAAAAUAUUUUGUUUUUUUAAUGAAGUAAAAAAAAAUCAAUAAAUGUUGCUUUCAGGAUCUGGAA